Molecule: messenger RNA, 1339 nt
Organism: Suricata suricatta (meerkat)
Lineage: Eukaryota; Metazoa; Chordata; Mammalia; Carnivora; Herpestidae
Gene: CCDC166
Product: coiled-coil domain containing 166
Exons: 2
Coding region: 298-1224 (308 amino acids)
Source: RefSeq, a predicted model, not a curated record
AGUUGGGGAGGGCGACUAAGUUCUGUCUCCACGGAGACCGUGCAGGCUGAACGCCAACGUUACUGAAGGUGGGCACAUCCCGACGGCCCAACCGCCAAGGUCCGGAAAAGGCCCAGGAGUAAAGGUUGGAGACGAUGCCGUGACCCCCAUAUCCCUGAUUCUGCCUCCCCCAGCCUCCUGUCCCUGAGACGCGACCCACCCCGCUAGAAUUUUCGGGCCGGGGGAAGGGAAGGGCUAAGCUGGGGAGCGGGCUGGGGGCAGUGCCUUCACGUGUGCCCGUGUCCCAGACCCCAGCCCAUGGCUCCCAAGAAGAGCGGGAGCAGCGCGGGGCGCCGGCUGGGCGCGGCGGGAGACAGGGCCGCGCCGCCGCUGUCGGAGCGCAUGCAGCACCUGCAGCGCGAGUUCAAGUUGCUCUCGGAGCAGCUGGAGGCCUGCGAGGCGCGCGUGGACGGGGUGAUCCAGGCGAACGCCUUCCUGGACGGCGAGGCGCUGCGCUUGCGCGAGGAGAACCGGCUCUACGCCAGCUACGUGAGCGCGCGCGCGCAGCGCUGCGCCCAAGCCGUGGUCCGGCUGGAAGAGCAGAACCGCGCGGACCUGACCCGGAUCCACUGUCAGCGGGCCGAGCUGGAGUCGCUCUACCGCGGGCGCCAGGACGGGGUGCGCGCGCAGCUCCUGGAGAUGGAGGCGCGCGCGGCGCGGCUGGCCCUGCAGGUGCAGGAGCUGCAGCCCUACAAGGCCAGUGCGCGCGCGCCCGGGGGCCUGCGGCGCGAGCACGAGGACACGCGGGCCCUGGCGCGUGUGCACGGCUGGCUGCGUCGCGGCCCAGAGGGCCCGCCGCUCUGGCGGCCGCCGCCGUCACCGUCGCCAUCUCCGCCGGCCUCGAGUCAGGGGGCCUUCGCCGCCUCCACAGUCCCGUCGCGCGAGCCCUCCCGGACCCCGACAUCGCUCCCGCCUGUGGGCUCUAGGGCCGCAUCAAAAGCCCCUUCAAAGGCGGGUUCGAGGGGUUCAUUCCAGGCCCCAGUGUGCGCGGGCUCCCGGGUCCCGUCCGUGGUCGCGUCCCCCCCGGGCUCCGGAGUCCCGUCCGUGACCCCGUCGCUCCCGGGCUCCCAGGUCUCUUCGUGGCCCUCGGUACAGGGGGCCUCGCGGAACACCACCCCCUCUGCCAAGUCUGUCACGGGGCCAGGCUCUUCCCGUCGCCCGGACGCUGGAGGCCGUGGCCACUGACGCCGCAGGGGAGGCCGCCCCGCGGGGAACCGGGAUCUGCGGGGGGCGGGGGGCGGCGGGCGCGCGGUGCUCGGCUGUCCCGUGAACGCGGCGUUAAUAAAGGUGUGACCCCCUC